AUGAAACUUGCAGACGGAAAUCAGAGCGACUCUAAACUGUGCACAAUCGAUGAUCUCUGCGCAAUUUUGCAUCCCUUGCAACGCUAUCUACGCAUAAAUUUCAUCGACUAUACACGCAUCAAUGGACGUUUUGCAAUUCCAAGCUCACGGCUGUUGCAAGUAGCAUUAGUUUUGUCGGUUUUAGAUUGUGUUGGUAAUGCAAUCAAGUGUGCCGCCGCUAUCCAAUCAGGGAACGUCACCAAAGCGCAAGAAAUCUUUGCCACUUUUGGCAUGGGCAUCGUGCUGACAAUGCGUGGCUUCUCGUUGGAAUUCAAUCGCGUCAAACUGUCCAAAUUCUAUAACGACAUCGACUGUAUAUUUCCACGUACGGCAUACCUGCAGAAGCAAAUGGAAGUGGCUAAGUGUCAUGGUUACAUUAAGAGACGUUUCUUCUUCCUCCAUAUUAUUAUUUGCAUUGCUUUGGCUGCGUUCUUAUCCAUGCCAUUAAUAAAUUUUUUUAUAUUUUAUGAUUUUGAGGAAGGAGGUCCGGUGGCAGAUGAUUUCCAUGUGAAUGCAUCAUGGCUACCAUUUGGUGUCAAGGAAAACUUAUCGUUUUAUCCGUUCAUAUAUACCUAUGAAUUCGUUUUGGUCAUAGUCUCCCUCAAUAUGGUAAUCACAUGGGAUCAGGUGUUCGUCAUAACUAUUUCCCAACUGUGUAUGUAUUACGAAUACUUGGCUAAACUUAUGGAGCGGAUGGAUGUCCGAGCAGCAAAAGAUCCCCAAACAGCGGGUGCAUUCUUCGAACAAUUGCACGUCUACAUAUACAUUCAUCAACAUCUCAACAGGCUCGCUGGCGAUUUAAACGACAUCUUUAAUUUGUCGAUAUUGUUUUCGGAUAUGGGAAUGGCUGCAUCUAUUUGCUUCAAUUUAUUUUUGGUUUCCGAAGCGUCGGACUAUUUGGCUAUUGCCACAUAUUUUUUAGCUUGCUCGACGGAGACUUUUAUACUCUACGAUGUGUCCAAAUGGGGAACACUGCUGGAGACUGUGAGCUCCAGAAUCAAUGAAGUUUUGUACGAGCAGAAAUGGUACGAAAGCUCAGUCGAAUUUGGCAAGUAUACAAUGAUGUGGAUGCAGGGCUCAAAUGAACCGUCAAGGCUGACCGCUUUCAACAUUUUCAAUGUCAAUAUGAAACAUUUUCAGGAUAUGAUGAUGUUGGCUUAUCAAAUGCUAACAUUUAUGAAAUCGAAGAGUUAAGCAAACGAUAUGCGAGAUAUGUACA
Messenger RNA from Anastrepha obliqua, 1258 nucleotides. It is a transcript of the gene Or88a, whose product is annotated as odorant receptor 88a. Gene Ontology annotation, biological process: sensory perception of smell; detection of chemical stimulus involved in sensory perception of smell. Bases 1 to 1233 code for a protein of 410 amino acids. Lineage: Eukaryota; Metazoa; Arthropoda; Insecta; Diptera; Tephritidae. Gene Ontology annotation, cellular component: plasma membrane. The record is from RefSeq and is a predicted model, not a curated record. The transcript has 4 exons. Gene Ontology annotation, molecular function: odorant binding; olfactory receptor activity.